Messenger RNA from Venturia canescens, 2709 nucleotides. Its product is annotated as armadillo repeat-containing protein 3. NCBI's taxonomy places the organism in Eukaryota, Metazoa, Arthropoda, Insecta, Hymenoptera, Ichneumonidae. The record is from RefSeq and is a predicted model, not a curated record. Gene Ontology annotation, molecular function: protein binding. Bases 1 to 2709 code for a protein of 902 amino acids. The transcript is spliced from 12 exons.
AUGGUUCAGCCGAACGAUGAUGAUUGUAUUUCAACGGGAAAAGAACGCGAAGACCGUAAUGCAUCAACGAAAAAUCGUUUUGAAUUGUUGCAUUUGGAAGUCAAAUGUCCAGAUACUGCGAUACUUCUUCUCGGAAGUCGGGAACGGCCGGUGCUCGUUGCUGCAGCAGCAGCACUGACUAAAUUUGCUGCCAAGGGAAAAGAAAAUUUACAAAAACUUUUCGAACUCGAUAUCGUCGACAGCCUCAUCCCCCUCGUUUCCCAUGAAGAUUUGUUUACACGAAGAUUUGCUGCAAGACUUUUGGGGGAAAUGACAGCAAUCCCAUUCGUAAAAAAUUAUUUGCUCGAAUCCGAUGUUCACCUGCCAAUGUUUACAAGAAUUGCUAUAGAAGAUAGCGACAAUUUUAUGAAAGAAUAUGCUUCACUGAUUCUUGCAGAAAUAUCAAAAGAUGCUUACGGAGCAGCUAAACUUUUGGAAAAUUGUACCAGUCUAGACUUUCUUUUUGAAAAUCUCAAAAUUUUGGAUCCCGAUGUGAAGAAGAAUAAUAUUCAGAUUAUUGACAACUUGCUAAAGGAUCUAACAGGAGCAGAGAAAAUUAUCGAAUCUCAGGCAUUCAGUUUCCCUCUCAUUUGUGAAUUGUUGGAUGAACCUUAUCCAGAGAUUCAGACUCUUUCUCUUGCUGUACUUGGAUCUCUAUUAGCUCGGAGCAAAGACGAGCGAAUUCAGCAGCUUUUCAGGCAGUCCGGAGCUUUGAGAACAUUACUAAAAAUACUCGAUAACGCUGAACUCUUCGACAUACAUGCUGAUGUGCUCAAAGUUUUUCUUCGAGCAGUUGAAAAUCCUAUAACCAUAGAAACUCUCAUUUCCGAUGGAGGAGUUCCAAAUUUAUUCCAAUAUUUUGAGACUGCCACAAAUUCGCAAACCUUGCGAGAAAUUCUGAGCGUUCUCGUUCAUCUCGGAGACAGACCAUCGGGAAGAGAAAUGUUGCAUAGCUUUGGGCUAGUUAAACACUUGCUACAAAAUUUGCAUGGUACCUCUCGAGACCAGGAGUUGAAGAAGGUUGUUUGUUACGGGAUUGGAAUGAUGGCACGUUACGCCCCGUCCUGUAAAGAAAUUUUGCAAGAAGCUCCGACACAAGCAAUUUUCGAUAUUUUAAAGGAUGAGACUCUCAACUGGCCUGUACGAAUGGCAGCUGCGUUUACUUUCAAAGAAUUGUGCUCGAGCGAUCUAAAUUUUUGUCAACACUUUUUGGACCUCAAAGUUCCUAAUUAUCUUCAAUGGCUGUUGAAAGAAACACCUGAAAACGUUCCUCUGGAAGUGGCAAUUAUGGCAAUCGAUGUUUUAACGUACAUGGGAGGCUAUCCCGACUAUAGAAAGCUUCUUUUGGAAUCGGAGCUCAUUGAUGCUCUGUGCUCUACGUUCGAGGUCAAAAAUCGUGCGGCCGAUGAGCUAAAAAUAGCGAGUUGCAGAGCUCUAUCGAAUUUUUGCGUAGACAAACGGACCCGCGAGAUUUGCAUCGGUAGCGAUCUCGUUGAAAAACUUUUUCUCCUUCUCUCCGACACGAAAUCAACGCGAGUUCGUGCCGCAGUGGUGCAGCUCGUUCAGCAACUCGUCCAAGACCCUGACUUUGCCGAGCAGUUUGUGCACGCCGGAUAUUUAAACUAUAUGUUGAAGAAUCGCGAUGCCGCGGCUGCAAUUCCCACGUGGAAUACGUGCAUCGAUUCUCUCUUUUCAGUUCACUUACCGACCAAGUUUGCUGUCACCGGACGUCUGUCAUUGCACGAAACGACUGACGAUGGUUUUUAUGUUAUGCGACGUCACGUUUGCCCUUUUCCAGUCCUGGAUGAGCUUUUUCGGCUGAAAAUGUGCCCAAAGGAUCCUAUUUAUGUGGUGAAUUUCGUAGAUCCUCGAUCUAGUAUCGAGGUCAAGUCUCUAACAACCGGAAGUUCACGCACCGAGUCGAGAGAUUCGACGAGCGUUUGGUUGGAGCUGAAAUUCGGAAAACUGCAGAAAGAUCCGUUUCUCUACGAUUACUUAGAGCGGUUUAAAAGCAUUUUAGCAGCUAACGAACCUUCCGAAAAAGUGGAAAGAACGUCUCGAGGAGUUGUCAACGUGAGUAACAUAGCAUCGCGAGCAAAGCUCCUCGGGAAAUUUGUCACUCGUCAAUUGUCUGGGCCCGAUCCACAAAAUCCUUGCAUCGAUCAUCAGCUGGAAAUUCACGUUCGCGAAAUUCGCGAAGACAUCGAGACGAGUGUCAUUCCACUUGGUCAAUUGAGAGUCGGUUCCUAUCUCGAAAGAGCUUUGCUUUUUAAAGUUCUAGCUGAUAGAAUUUGCCUGCCCAGUACACUUGUCCGAGGCGAAUAUGGCAAGGCAUGGAAUGAAAUAGCUAUUCCGCAGAUUGAAAGUGCAGUGAACCAGGACGCGUCGAGUCAGAAAGAAACCGAAGAAAGAACAAGUACGAGUGGGAAAAGUUUUCUGGCGGUUGAACAAUCAGCAGAAAAUCAAUUGGCCAAACCGAUGGAAGCAAAUGAUUCGAGCCUGAUCCACGUACUCAAAGACAAUUCGAAAAUCAUACUGCCCACGAGUUUGUUGCAGGAGAAUUACGUAGUCGAUUUGAUGGAAAAUCCUGGGGAUUUGAUACCAAUAAAUAGCUCAAAGGCCAGGGCUUAUUGCGCUCCAAUCGCACGUUGUGAUAUGAACUGUGAUUAA